CCGAGAGCGUCGUCUGCACUCCAAUCCGAUACAUCACAACACUCACAGUCGUUGCAGCAAUGUCCGCCAACAACCGCGAGCUCAUCGAUACAUUCUACCAGCACUUCCAAGACGCCCGCGCCGGUCUGCCCCCGCCCUUCUCCUCCCGCACUGCACUCUGAACGUCCAAUGCACAUGCACCCGCAACAGCCCUCGCCUCCCAAAUCGAAGCCGCCAAAUCCUCCCCGCCCAGCACAGAUGCACUCCAAGCCCUCGCGCUGGGCCUCGCGAAACUGCGCAAAGAGCUGACGGACGCGACGGCCUACCUGCCCGCGUACGACCAGCGGCAGUGCGAACUGCAACUGAAGGCGCUGGAGGACGGGGUGGAGGGGAUGCGCGCGCCGAAGGCGAAGUUCGCGUUCAAGCGGAAGGGCGCUGCUGCUCCCAGGACUGCUACCCCUACUCCUGCACCCGCGCCGCCUAGUGCCCCCGCCACGGUUCCGGCAGAGAGCGCAAGCGGCUUGGCGUUCUCGUCCAAAUCGCAUGCGUAUCUCACGCUGGACUCGCUCUCGACGGACUCUGACGCGACGGAGCUCGCCAUCGCGGACCUCGACCACUGCCUCGUCAACCUCGUCCCCCCAACCCGGACGUUCUCCGCCAUCCACGUCCGGAACGUGACUAACAGCGUGCUCAUACUCGGCAACGUGACGGGCAGCGUGCUCCUGCACGAUGUGCAGCGGUGCAUACUCGUGUUGCGGUGUCACCAGUUCCGCAUGCACACGAGCAAGGAGACGGACGUGUACCUCUCCAUCCCGUCCAACCCCAUCAUCGAGCACUCCUCGCGCAUCCGCUUCUCGGCCUACCCCGAUUCCCUUGACCUCUCCGAGACCCAGAGCAACAGCAAGCACCUCGCAGUCCAGGACUUCUCGCACGUGCGGCCGACGCCGUCGCCCAACUGGUCCGCGCUGCCCGCGGACAAGGCGAUCAAAGAAUGGCCGGUGGAGGUGGGGGACACGUCAGUGGAUGAGGUGGUGGAGCGGUUGUUGGUGUCGCUGCAGUGAUUCGAUUGCAAUAUGCGAGAGGAUUUGGUGUAUCUGGAUGGAUACGGAAGUGCUAUGUAGUCUUGGUUUUCUCUGGCAGUUCACCGUGUACAGUCGUCUGGCAGAGAUAAUUAGAAUGAAAAGUAAUUGUUUAUCGCUACG
Messenger RNA from Gloeophyllum trabeum ATCC 11539, 1181 nucleotides. Its product is annotated as TBCC-domain-containing protein. Gene Ontology annotation, cellular component: cytoplasm. NCBI's taxonomy places the organism in Eukaryota, Fungi, Basidiomycota, Agaricomycetes, Gloeophyllales, Gloeophyllaceae. Gene Ontology annotation, biological process: post-chaperonin tubulin folding pathway; tubulin complex assembly. Bases 372 to 1040 code for a protein of 222 amino acids. The transcript is spliced from 4 exons. The record is from RefSeq and is a predicted model, not a curated record.